Molecule: messenger RNA, 693 nt
Organism: Arachis duranensis
Lineage: Eukaryota; Viridiplantae; Streptophyta; Magnoliopsida; Fabales; Fabaceae
Exons: 5
Coding region: 1-693 (230 amino acids)
Source: RefSeq, a predicted model, not a curated record
AUGCCUACGGGGGAGGAGACAUUGGCCGACAUGCCAGUGGUAAAUGCAACAGUUGAUAAUGUUACGGACGGGCAUUCAAAGGAAAGGAAAUCCGGAGAGCCUGCAAUGGUAGUGUAUGUUGCACCAGAGGACCCAGCUCAAGUAGACUUUUCAAUCCCGUCAUUCUCGCUUGGCAUCACUCAGAUGCACAUACCAGACUCACCGCCCAGAUCUCCGGUAACAAAUGAUCAAAAUACGACUCCGGAACCUGAAUCACCAGAAAACAUAACAACAAAAGCUGUGGUGGACACACUAAUGCCAUCUGGGGGUGUUGCAAGGCCGACAGGUGAUGACAUGAACAGGAUAUACAAGUGGGUGACAGAUCAGAGGGGUGCAAAGAAUACCAUACUUGCGUGGAUUCGCAAUGGCGAUGAUGUUCAACUGCAGCGAGCGGAUCUUCAAUCACUGGGAUGGCGUAGAAAAGUGGUUGAUUACUGCUGUGCCAUGUUCAAUACUUCGAGCAACGCAAGGUUUUGCACGCAUUUUUACUGUAUUCCACCGAGACUAAUGGCCAUAAUAUUGACUGAUGAUAACAUUGAACAAUUUGCCGGGACGAACACUGGUUUUGUCCCUGUUCUUAGCAAAUUCAUGGGCCGCGGGCAGCACUGGUUCGAUGCGGAGAAAGAGAAAAAGUUUAUUAUUGUGCCGAGAUGA